Molecule: messenger RNA, 3939 nt
Organism: Mesocestoides corti
Lineage: Eukaryota; Metazoa; Platyhelminthes; Cestoda; Cyclophyllidea; Mesocestoididae
Source: the annotation of a GenBank genome assembly
AUGCAAACAAGAGUGCAAACUUUCAUCUACUUCCUUCCAAUUGUCUCGAUGCUUUCGAUGAGCAGUGGUGAGCAGCUUCAGUUUCAGCUGCAGUAUACUAUGCGAGAAAAUGAGCCUAUUGGUCACCGUCUGGGCUACCUUGAUGACGACCUUCGACGUCAACAAGCGAUGAAUUUUUCUCGACUGUGUGGAGGAGGUGCCGGAUGUAAGGAUCUGCGUUUUCGUCUUCGUGAACCGUCCUCCCGCUUUGGUUUGGACGAGGCAACCGCCAUGCUCACGACGAAGUCGAUUAUUGAUUUUGAGGAGCAAUGCAUCGGGCAGUGUCGGUCCACACUUGAUGCUUUCUUGACGGUCACAGUUAACGUAUGGCAAGAAAAGAAACUCAUUGCAUUUAUCCACGUGCGCAUUCAAGUAGUCGAUGUGGAUGAUAACAACGUAGAAUUCCCAGCUGACAUCUCCAGACCAUUUGUAUUGCGAUUGAAAGAGGUGAUUUACCGAAAGGGCAAAGCCGUUGAACUGCCUCGUGCGGUAGACAAAGACGUUACACCAAAGUACUCCGCCAUUUCGUAUCGCCUAGAGUUUUCUUCCGGUCAAUGGGAAUCAAUGAAAAUGGUAGAGCUCAGCGUAACAAACGACUCGCGACCCUUGUUGGUGCUAAAGGAAGAUUUGGAUUAUGAGGAAGUAAAGGAGUAUGGAUUCACAUUGGUUGCAUGGAAUCCUGAAUCUCAAUCAGAUGGUCCAAAGGCAAUGGCAAGAGAGGCGCAGCUUCCAGUUGUCAUUCAUGUUCUUAAUAUCAAUGACAUGGAACCAGUUUUUCUACAAUCUCUGUAUACGGUUGAAGUGCCAGAAGAUAUGGAAUUGGGAACUGUUAUCAUGGAAUUGAAAGCAAUCGAUCGCGAUGCUGACGCAGUUCUCACCUAUUCGAUAAACUCAGCUCCCGGAGUUAACCUGUCGACACCGUUUGAGGUUGAACCAGAUGGCAAAGUUCGUCUACGCAAGGCCUGCGACUUCGAAAAAACUACUGACUACAAUCUCCCAAUUAGAGCUAGUGACGGCGAAUUUACUGCUUCAACCCGCCUUCACAUUCGCAUACUUGACGUUAACGAUGAGGCACCGAUUUUUAUUGUAAAUCCCACUCACAUCGCCGUCGAAGAAAAUCAAUUACCCAAUAUUCUCGUUGGACAGGUUGUCGUCCGCGAUGCGGACACGUUUGCAGUAAACGGUAAUCUUGAGUGCACAGAGCCAUCUGAGGAGCAGGACCAACAGCCCCUUAGAUUUGUGCGCCGGUCCACAUCCACAGGUGUUUCGGAUUCUGCUGUCGUCCCCGAACUCCACUUUGAUCUUUACACGAAACACACAUUGGAUCGGGAAGAUGGACCCCCUGUGCGACUCUCUCGACUUGUUUGCUGGGACAGGGUGGUCGGGUCUUCGGAUCUCAUCUACGCUGGUGAAGUUGGUCACGGAGCCGUUAGUUCAAAAGUGACCAGGCUCACGUCAACCCUCACGGUGUCUGUCCACGUACUGGACAGGAACGACAAUGCUCCCAUUUUUACUCAGCCCACUUUUACUGCUGAAUUGGAGGAAAAUAGCGACAUCAGGAAGGAGAUUUUGCAGUUAACUUCAAAAGAUUACGACACAGACGAGAAUGCAGUAACCCGGUACCGCCUGACCGACGAGAACGAAGACGCCUCCUUAUUCUACCUGAAUGAGGAAACAGGUCGUCUGUAUGCAAUGGCGCGCUUUGACAGAGAAACACGCGAUGUUUAUCACCUUCAAGUCGUUGCCUUCGACAGUAGUUCCAGUCCCUUGGAGAUUCCCGGAGCUGGACAAGGUGCCGUCUCCACUGCCUUGGUGACCGUGCGCAUAGUCGAUGUGAAUGACCAUGCCCCAAUUAUCCAAGAGACCGGGGAACUCAUUCUUCCGGAGAAUAAAGAAGCAGGCUUCUUGGUAGGCCACGUAACCGCGACAGACCUUGAUGCUGGAGCUAACGGAGAAGUAGUGUUUGAAUUGGUGCCCGAAGACCCGCGAGUUGUGUUUAGUAGCCCACAGCUAACUCAAGUUAUGGGUUUUCGCAUGACCUCUAAUGGCAGCAUCUUCUCGACAAAAGAAUUUGAUCGUGAGGCACAGUCAAGGUAUUGCUUCCAAGUCAGAGCAAAGGACAAGUCACCAGAUGCCUCGCUUUCUUCUACGGCACGAGUUUGUGUCAACGUUCUUGACGUCAACGACAAUCCACCUGUUAUACAUUCGAUUGAGGGACCGAAUGCGCGUUACGAAAGGGAUUCACCUGUGCCGAAUCCUUCUUUUCCUGGACCAGACAGCUUCGAGACGCUUUACUCCCUAGCAAUUUACGACCUUCCAAGCAUUCGAAUAUCUCUUAACGAAGCACCUGGCUACUGUGCCUUAUUAAUUCAAGCCACGGAUUUGGAUGAGGGAGAGAACGCAGAACUGCGAUACUCCAUCAACCUGGCCGCCAAUUGUACACCCCCGAAUCCUCCAGCCCCUGGAUAUGGACAAAACGCCGAUGGAAACUACCAGGAGAAGGCGGAAAGUGAGUGGCUGGAGCAACCUCGGCAAUUUCGACAGCACACGUUCAGAAUGGACGAGAGGACCGGCAAGUUGCUCUUGGUGAGGAGACUCUCCCAUAAGGAGCUGGGUGCCUACUGCUUAGAACUUGUUGUUGAGGAUCAAGGUCACCCACGACUCAAAUCUACCCAGCUGAUUGAACUAACCGUCGAGGAUACGCCGAGUCGCGGAAGCUGGCUUGGUUCUGCCAGUGGAGGAAAAGACAGCCAAAAUCAUGGUCCCUAUGCUUCAUCUCGCCUUGAGGCUAAAAACAUCCUAAUUGUCAUUGUCCUCUCAACCGUGUCGGCUUUCCUCGCCGCCGUCCUCAUCAGCGCCAUUCUCUGCAUGCUUCGUCCCUUCCACAAAUCGCGCGGACGACGCGGCAACAUGGGCCGGGCGGUGGCCGUGAACGGCGGAGGGGGCGUGAAGUUGCCGCCCUUCGCAAUGGAGCCCCAAACCAGCCCUGCCCUAUUAAUGGACUCUCGUGGUGGUGCUCUUUCCUGUUCAGAUUCAGCAACUCUGGAUGGCUGUUCAGCUGUGUGUGAUGGCACAUGGAUCGUGGGUCCCACGGGAAAUCUCAUCAGCACCUACGAUGGGAGUGAAUUAAAAAGUGGAACGUUUCGUCUACAAACUGACGGCAUGACACCCAUUUGGAGUCCUGUACGCAUGACUUCAAGCGAUUGCACAUUUGAGACAGAGAGCCUGAUUCCAGUUAGCUUCGCGUCGGAGACAAGCACCAACGCAGUGGUCUCCGGAGGUACCUUACAGCGGGGACAGCAGCACUUUCUACUGCGUCAAUCUCCCGCCGGCUAUCAGGUCCCUCGUGGGUCGGCUGUUGAGAUGGUGGCCAUUCCUUGUGGCCAGGAAGAGCAACGUUCAGACAGUGGAAGGGGAGCAAGUGACGAGGAGGCCAUGUUCCCGACGCCCUUCCAGCCCAUUCUCUGUGGAAUCCCCGCAGCCGUGAGUGGGAAGGUGUCGGGAUCUACCACGCUGGCAGCAGACCACACAGGUUUAGUCGGAACCCUUCCAAUUCUUGACAGUAACGGCAUUCCGACAACUUCAACUAGUGGGAGUGGCAUCUACUUGUGCGCUAGUUCCCUAGCUGGACACACAACUACGGCUUCUGGGAUUUCUGGACUUGAAGCAGAGUCUCAAAGAUCUGUUUCGACUUUUGUAACUGCUGUGGGUAAAGACACGACCAGCCUCCCCCGUGGCCAAGUGCCACCUUCUUUGGUUGGAAACAUCAACAAAACCUUCAGUCUACCAAGGGAGGGACUUUGCAUGACAAAGAGUUUACUUGAAGAUCAUUCUGCAGACGAGAGCGCUAGCAGACUCUGCCAGGAGAUCGACCACCUCUUCUUUGACAACAUGAUUUAA